This is a messenger RNA of Pleuronectes platessa (European plaice), 8576 nucleotides long. Its product is annotated as microtubule-associated protein 4. Bases 98 to 4408 code for a protein of 1436 amino acids. Gene Ontology annotation, cellular component: neuron projection. Gene Ontology annotation, molecular function: microtubule binding. The record is from RefSeq and is a predicted model, not a curated record. Lineage: Eukaryota; Metazoa; Chordata; Actinopteri; Pleuronectiformes; Pleuronectidae. Gene Ontology annotation, biological process: neuron projection development; microtubule cytoskeleton organization. The transcript is spliced from 17 exons.
CAGCCGAAAGCCCUGUUGGGUGGGCGGAUCGCAGCGGUGACAGCAACUCACAGAGACUCCAGACCUUAAAAGUGUCAAAAAGCGGACAACUGACGUCAUGGCGGAGUUAGACCUGAGUCUAAGCGAUGCGCUGGCAGAUGCUCCUCAGACGGGGCAGGUGGAGAGCCUGGUGGAGCGGGACUUUAUGGCUCAGCUGGAGGCAGAAACCUUCGACGACAAGGUGGGGGAGACAGUAGGAAAGACGGACUACAUCCCCCUGCUGGACGACGUUGACACCAGGGCAGACACGGGUUCUGCAUUGGAGAAUGGAGAGCAGGAAGCUCAUGGGGUGCAAAAGCCUGGUUGUAAGCUGACCUCAGGGGGACAGAUAACAGCCUCUCGCCCAGAACCUCAAGGAGAGGUGCGGCCACUCCCACUUGACCAGAAGCAGGCCGCGGCCACAGAUUUCUUAUCAGCCUCCAUGGCAGGUUAUUUAGAUCCUCUGGACUCUCAGAGCAGCCCUGCCCAAAUGAUGGAUACUGGCCUGAUGGGAGCUUUCUCAGGUUUCUCCCAACCUGGAGGGAAGGGGGUCACGUUGGAGGUAGGAGCAGCAACUCUCCAAGCAGACAGGCCCCCAAGUAUAGCAGAGCCCCAGCACGCCACACCCCCAGCAGGGUUAGAGGCCCCUAAAGAACACGGCCCCAUGCUGCCUGAACCCCAGGUUCCUCGCAGCCCUGCAGCCCUGACAGCAGGUGCCUUAGCCGACAGCUGGAUUGACCAGGCUGGCUGCCUGUCUUCAGACCUCCCUUUCUCUCCCAGCGUAAAUACGAUGAUCAGUCGCCAUGCAAGCCAAUUUGCAGCCAGCCCUGAUGACCCCCCCGAAAUUUGUCCUAGCCGAGAGAGCACCGCCUAUGCUGGGGGUGAUGAAAGGGAUACAGAGGGGUCGGACCGAAAACAGAGAAAGAAGAAGAAAAGGCGCCAGAAAGAUGAAGGAUCUUACGAGAACCUGGAGAGCAGGGGUCACCCUGAGAUGCAAGCACAGGGAGAAAACACUCCCCCGACAGAGGAGUUCUUCCAGAGAAUUGGGCCAAGGCGGGAUAGAGGAGAGGGAGGCUGGGAGGAGCAACUUGGGAAGAGUGGAGGCCGAGGGAAGAAGGGGAAGAGCAGGAAGAAGCUUCCAGAGGAGUGGGGAGUGAUGGCAGAACCAUUUGUUCCUUCGUCUGCAGCCACUUCUCAGAUGACAGAGGAGGUGAUGAUGGAUUUAGGGAGUUCAUCUCCGGCAAACCUAGAGGCCUCAUUCACAGAAGUGGACACCAGCCACAGUCCCUGGAAAAAGGAGGUCUACCCAGAUGAAGGUCUGGUUCCUGCCCCACUGUCCGAAGACCUAUUCUCCCUAACAGGUGCUCCCAUUGGUCCACUGGCUCUGAACAGCGAGCUUAAAGCUACAGCAGCUCCAUUCACCAUGCCCUCAACUGCCAACAAUGCAACACUUGGUUCGUCUCCCAUGACACCUCACCUUGGUCAUGAAGUUGAUCUCUUGAUGGAAUCCGAGAUUGCCAGUUUGGGCAACAACAGCCAGGCCUUUUCUCCAUCUUUCUCUCCAGACGAUGAAGUGUGUGGUGACUUGGUUGACAGCGGGAUGUUUGGCAAUACCAGCUCCCUCCAAGAGUCAUUUAUGCAAGUCAUGCCUGAGGAAGACACCUCGGCCUUCAGCCCUGCCUCGCAGUCAAGUCCUGGCGUUUCACCCAAGGGUGAGGUGUUAGCCUCAGCUCCACCUCUUUCACCGUCAGAUGCGUCCUGGCUCCUUAACGACUCGCAGGUUAGCAGCAACAGCGAGAUGUUUGACUUCAGUGACAUCGGCCCUUCAGGUCCUCCUCUGCGCUUAGGCUUGUCCUUUAACACCCCAAGCCCAGCACCUCUCCGCUCCCCCAAAACCACAGCACAGGAAUUCCAACAGAAAGAGCACAAAGAUGAAACAUCGGCCCAGAAACAAUCCAAGAAGUCUCGUUCAUCAUCGUCCUCAUCCUCAGCGAAGAGUCCCACCUCGUCAGGAGCAAAGAAGCUCCCUCUGCAGGCGUCCCCUAUCGUCAGCCCUUCUUCCCCUCCAUCGGUCAGCCCUCUGGGUACUCCAGGAUCUGGUCUUAACCCUACAGCUAAGCCCUUUUUUCCCAGCUUUGCUGACCCCUUGGAGGAGCCAGCUGCGGUCCCUCCACCUGCCCCCACCAUUGAAGUGAAGUCAGACAAGAUGUCAGAGAAGAAGGAGGACAAUCUGGAGGAUAGUGUAAAGAAGAUGGGCCACUUUGAACCUCUGAACAAAGCUGACGAACGGGGUGUGAAGGUCGAAUACGAAAGCACUGAGACUCCAGUGAAGGUGGAGAAAGAAAUGGAGAAGGAAACGCAGAAAGACACAGAGAAAGAGAAGGAGGUGAAAAUUGAGAAGGAGGAUGAAAAGGUCAAAGUAACAGAGGAAGAAAAAGUGAAGGCACCUGAAAAGCAAGCAGAAAAGGUCGAGGAGAUGAAGAAGGAGACGGAAAAGGGAAAAGAAAAAGAGACAGAGAAAGUGGAGUCAAUGCAGCAGAAAGAGGAUAAAAUGACCAAGGCUGAAGAAUCGCUGGAUAAAUCAGUGAAGACAGAGAAAGUAGAAAAGGUUGAGAACAAAGUUGAGAAAAUGGAGAACGUGGAAAAAAUUGAUAACAGUGAAACAGUGAAAGUGGAAGAAAAAUCCAAGAACAAAAAUAUUGAGAAGCUGGAGAAGACAGCGAUGAAGGACGACAAAGAGCACAUCGAAAAGACCCCAGAGCCACAGUCGGCAGCCAUCAAGUUCGAUACUAGCUAUGACAAACUGGAGAAGGAGGCUGACAGAGAGACGAAGGCGACGGUAGUGGUGGAGGAAACCAAGAAAGAGAAGGCUGAUGUGGACAAAGCCCAGAAGAUGGAGAAAGAGGGCGAGCCGGAGAAACCGUCCGACAAGCCGGCAGAGCAACCAGAGCAGAAGAGCGAAAAGCAAGAGAAGCAGGACCAAAUACAGGCCGAAAACAAGACUGUAGAGAAAAAGGAUGACAAGAAGGACAAGGCAGUAAAGGCAGACGGAGGAGAGAAGGCCAAGAAAUUGAAACCUCUAGCCAAUGGAAGCAGCACGACACCCAACAAAGACCUGGCAGGUGCAGACAAGAAGACCAAGCCUGGUGCCGGGUUGACCAAACCGAGCGCCGCUGCCAAAAUGCGGCCAAGCUCCACAGUUGCUAGCAGUGGUUCGCUCGCAGCCCCUACUAAGCGCCCCACACCCUCCUCCACCACCUCCAGCUCAGACAAAAAAGCAACCACAGCAAGGGUACCCUCCACAGCCACCGCAGGCCUAAAGCGGCCCUCUACCGGCCCUGCCAGCCGGCCCUUGUCAUCCACCGCAACCACUGCCACACGUGACGUCAAACCCAAGACGACCACUGAGAGGCGUCCCCUUGUGCCAAAGGCGAGCACUGCCACCUCAAAUCAAACAGGCCCCACUGCUGCCACCAAAAAUGGAACGGCUACCACAGCAGCCAGUAAAACCACCACAUCAGUGCGCACGUCACUGACUGCUCGCACCAGCGCCACUGCACCCAAAAAGCCUCUGGUUCCGAAGACAAUCAGCAAACCAGGAGAAGAGAAGAAGCCCAGCACUCUGAAGACUUCUGCAGCUGACUCGACCAAGCCGAAGACCACCACCCGCAGCACUGGUGCCCCAACCACCACCACCACCACCACUGCCUCUCGCACUCGAAUUACAGCAGCCAAACCGGCCACACCAUCCUCCAGCUCCGUGCCAGAGAAAAAGCCCACGGUGCCCCGCGCCCCCCGGGCAGCUUUCUCUACCACAGCUACCGCCGCCUCCAAGACUGCGACUCGUCCCAGCACAGCACCAGCCGCUGACACCCGCAACGUCCGCUCCAAGAUCGGUUCUACAGACAACAUGAAGCACCAGCCUGGAGGAGGGAAGGUGUCAUCUGCCUCUCAGAUCAGGGCUGUUGCCUCCAAAGACACCAGCCAGGGCAAAGUGCAGAUACUCAACAAGAAGGUGGAUUUGAGUAAGGUGACGUCAAAGUGCGGCUCCAAGGACAACAUCAAGUACAAGCCUGGUGGCGGGGACGUGAAGGUCGGGUCCCACAAGGUGAACUUUAGGGAAAAGGCUCAGUCCAAAGUGGGCUCCACUGACAAUCUGAGCCAUUCACCUGGUGGAGGGAACAUUAAGGCUGAGGGGGGCCAGGAGACAACUGAGGGAAAUGGGACACCCCUGAGUGGCACCCAGGCCCCAGCCCCAAGUUUUGAGGCGGGGGAGGUUGGGCACCUCCCUGCCAACGAGAAUGGGCUAAAGGACGGGGCUCCAUGUGAGAGCGAGAGUCUCCGGGAGCCCCAGGCCCUGGACUCGAGCAUCCCAGAGACAAGCAUCUAAUUCUGCUAUCCUUCUGCCCUCCUCAUCUCAACCCCCCCACAACUUCAUCUUCUCCCUCUCCCAAUCUUUUUCUUGUAUGGAAUUUUUAUUUAACCCUUUAUCCCUGUCCUUUCUCUCUCUCUCUCUCUCUCUCUCUCUCUCUCUCUCUCUCUCUCUCUCUCUCUCUCUCUCUCUCUCUCUCUCUCUCGGUCUCUCUCCUAUCCAACCUCUCUGCUGCAGAUUGAGUCUUUCAAGCUCAACUUCCGCGAGAAUGCUCGCUCUCGCACGGACCACGGCGCCGACAUCGUCACCUGGCCAGCCCCCCAGGACAACAGUGGACCCCACCCACAUGGCUCCUUCUAUUCUCUACACCGCCAGCACCAACCCCCCCCCCCCUCCCAGACUUGCCGCAGCGGCUCCUUCCUUGAGUCGUUGGCCGCCGCCGCUUGCUGUGACGGCUCCCCCUCCGCCCCCUCCUUGCUGCGUCUCCAGGUGGAGGUCAAGGGGGACGGCAGCAGCUCCUCAAUGAGACCUUGACCUUUUCUUUGCCCCCCUAAAGCUCUGAAAACCUCCCUCAUCUUAAAAUUGUUGUUGCAAACAUGUGACCUUUCUAAAUAGUUCUGCUUCAUGCCUCUUCUCUCACAUCUGAGCUCAUCAUUAUGCGCCGUCACCCUCACCGCUUCAAACCUUUCCAAUCCCCUGCAUUUGGCUGAAAUGACUGUAUAGAAUAAGCUUGAGCCUCGUUGGGAAUCUACGUGAAGGGAAAUUAGGGGACUGCAAGGUUUCCGUACAUUUGUGGCUGCACCUUAUUAUAGGAAUCAUUGAGUUUCACUUGGAUCCUCUUUACCCACAACCUGGUGGUGGACUCUGACCCUGCAUCACCUCUCCUGCACACCUCAGACAGCAGUUUACUUGUCUCCCGAGCAGCAUGGAAACCCUUUCAGACUCACCUCCGGCUUCUGUCACACACGUACAAUAGCUUCGCUUCCCCUCGUGACUGUAGGGGCUGUUUGUUCCCAGUAACCACUUACUCUCUGCUUCAAUAACGUGCACAGUAAUCCAUUGUUCAAUCUUCAUCAUCACUCCCUCUCGUCAUCGUCACUUACCAUAAACAAGCUGAGAAACAAAAAAAAGCUAGACAACAAGUAGGCUGUAUGAACAUUUUAGGCUGUUUAACUCUUUAUUCUCUGUGUUUGUGAUAAUGUGUUUGAGUGACAAAAGUUGUGUAAAAAUGAGCUUCGGUGUUCAGUUCGGUUCUUAUUUCUGUCUUUCCUUUUAGGUUUUGAUUUUAAAAACAAGUUUUCAUUUUAUUUAUUGUACGUUUUUUCCUAUAUAAGCAAUACGGUGUUCGUUAUUUUCCCAAUAGUACUCCGAACAUCUUGGUAACACGCACAGGAUUUUUCUCAAACCAAGACUCAGUGAGGAAAGAGGUGGCAUGUGGAGGGAGGAAGAAAGUGAGGAGGGAGGUGUUCCUAGGAAGGUGCAGAAACGAAGCAUUUGAGGUGUGCUUUACAUGAAUGGCAAAAUAAGAAACCUGUAAGUUUUUAGAAAUUCGAGAAGCUGUAUGUGAGCGUACAGUCCAGCGGGAGAUGAGGAAGAUGUCGUCGGAUAGGAAACGUCUCUAGUGUUAAAGGGGAUGUGUGUCUCGUUCGUGCCUCCUGACCUUCAUACCUGAAAAACUAAAGUUAAUGACGGAGAUGAUAACGAGAGAAUAUCAUAGUUGAUAAAAAAUAAGAAACAACCUGGUAUCAGCUGUUUGAAGGAAAUUGUGUAAACCAAGCACUCCUGGUAGCUGUGUGUAGUCACAAGUUCAGGUGUCUCCAUGAGGGUAAUAGUAGCAUGUCGUUAGGCACUUGACACGAAACAUCUCCAAUAGUGUCUGUGUGUCCUUGGUGGAAGUACUGGCAGUGGAACAUGAUGCGGCUUUAUACUCUUCUCCUGUAGCAAUGUAUUUCAACCUCAAAUUGCCUUUCAAAUGCAUGGCCAGAUUCUAUAAUAUCCCCCCGGAGCUUAAAGCCUGUGUGCAUUAUGACUCAAAGUUGUGUGGUUUGGUACCUUAUUUGUAUCUGGGGAAAUAAUCUUAGACGGUCGAUGUGCUGCUACUCACAUGGUGAUUUGUAUAUGGUGGUGAACAGAGCGAACUUCGAUGGUUGCAGUUUCAUCUCUUAGAAAAAUGAUUUAGUUCCAGGUGCAGAUUUGUAUCCAGCGAUUCAAUGGCUCAAACAGACAGCAAUGAAAUACCUUUUAACAUUAUUACAGGUAUUUCUGAUACAUCAAUGACAUGCUGCUCAUUGCCCACUAAUAAUUCGGUAUAUAUAUAUAUAUAUAUAUACCGAAAUAUUAUCUGACUAUGGAUACAAAUUUACAGAAUUUCAGAAAAAUGAAUGUUAAUACUAGAAAAGGCCUUUUCUAGAACAUAGCUACAUUGACUGUCCCAGAGAGAUGAUAUCCGACUACAAAAACACUCCUGUUCAAAUUGUCACUAAAUCAAUAAAAUGCUUUGACAAAACUAAAUUGCACCUUAAUGCUUAAAUGUGUCAAAAGAGCUCAUUGUGCUGCAGUAAUGAUGUUUUAUUAACAGCUAAAUGACUCCUCUUUUGCAAGUAAUUAAAUUAACCCCUAAUUAAAGCAAAUGAGCAAUAAGCUGACAUACACCGCCCUCACCUUUCCUACCCUAUCAUUAAAAAACGAUUCAGUCAUUAUUUUGUUAAUAAAGUGAAAAGCUAACAAGCAAAGAUCAAUUUUUCUUUUUAAACAGUAAUAGGCAAUAAAUGUUGAUUAAAGUCUUCUGAACCAGGGAAUGUUUGAAGUGCAGAUGUUUGAGGGCUUUUCUGCCGGCUGAAUUUGUGCCACGCCUGUCACCAAGCUGGAGCUUUCCUUGUGCCUGUCCACAACCACAUUUAAGCUUUGCUUUUACCCCAGUUUUUUUACUCACCACUCCUUGUGAGGCCGCACGCUAUAAGACUAUAUUUUAUCCAUGCCCUUACGGCCCUAAAAACAAGAUCAUCACCGGGGGGUUGGUGGGUGGGAGUUUCGAGGCUGUUCAGAAAAGCUUUUAUGUCCAUGUACCUUUAAUGGUUUUGCGGGGAGUAUGCGUUUUAUCAUGGCUAUUAUGACUAUUAUUCUCAUUAUUAGUAUGACAAAUUGAAAAGGUCUGCCUUUUUCUCUGGAAAGGGGCCACUGAAUUGAAAGAAUGUCUUUUGAGAUAUAUUGUACUAAAGACGCAACGCUUUUGUAUAUGUAUUUAUCGUUGUGUUUCUGUAGCCUCGUGAUGGUUGUGCACUCGCGGAUGAAGGGGAAAUACUUUUGAUUUGUGACAGCCAGUUUCACAACCUACGCCGCGGACUUCCAGUAGGGACGUGAGAUCUGAACCCAAAUACAACAGACGCAGAAAAUCUCAUGGAGCCAGAUAUUAUGGAAGAUGCUGUAAGAGCAGAUUAAUUUAGAAACUGUCAACAUAGAGCCUAAUUAUUACAAGAGGCAUUUAACAAUAUUUGUAGUGCACAUUUAUGAAUACACACUAAUAAAUGAUGUCCGAAAACUCAGUCUUAAGAGAUGAUUAGCUCAAAAUUCUCGCUUUAAGGAUACAGUGACCUCUGUAUAUGUUCGUUUGAAAAAAGAUGAAUGGGACUGAAGCUAACGCACCAGAAUCACAUGAUAUUGUUUAACUUAGUUCACAAAGCACUGAGUUUAGAGGUCAGUGAAAAAGCCUGUAAUUUGGGAGUAAUGCAUAUCAAUACAUAUUGGCUCCCACACGUUGCACUCGAGCAGCAACCUGCCCUGAGGAGUCGCACACACCGAGACCCUAACACGUCCUCGUUUGAGAUUUAGGCGGCUAAUUGUAGCUUCUGGGUUUUGCUUGUGUGAUAAACGAUCCUCGGUAAUAAUUGAUCCAAGGAGCCACGUAGAACUUCAUGUACUGCUACAUGUACUCGUACCAGACAAGUAUAACACUCGCUAAUAAACACCUACUACACCUGCAGAGCAUGCUGACAGACAAUGGGAUGUGUUAGGUAGACUUACUAUGACAUUUGCAGAAUCUCCUCAUGUUUUUUUGUGUUUUCUCUUCUUUUGUUUUCAUUAAUUUGAAUUUUAUUUUUUUGGUUUGAAAAAAAAAAGUGUUUAUUGUGAUUACUUGUUAAUUAGUGAUGUGAUUAAUAAACAUUAAAUAAAACAAACUAAACUCUCA